Molecule: messenger RNA, 4740 nt
Organism: Cygnus olor (mute swan)
Lineage: Eukaryota; Metazoa; Chordata; Aves; Anseriformes; Anatidae
Gene: TP63
Product: tumor protein p63
Exons: 14
Coding region: 146-2071 (641 amino acids)
Biological process (GO): protein tetramerization; apoptotic process; regulation of transcription by RNA polymerase II
Cellular component (GO): nucleus
Molecular function (GO): RNA polymerase II cis-regulatory region sequence-specific DNA binding; protein binding; DNA-binding transcription factor activity, RNA polymerase II-specific
Source: RefSeq, a predicted model, not a curated record
GCUGGGUUAGGCCUCAGUAGGAGGCCAUCCUGGGAGCCAGAGGUUGAGGAGCAGUGCCACAGCACAGUGCCAGCCAACCCUGUGCUCUUGGUUUGUAGAAACUCCGAGCCACUUCUCCUGGAAGGAGAGUUACUACCGAUCAGCCAUGUCCCAGAGCUCGCAGCCCAGGGAGUUCCUCAGCCCAGAGGUGAUCCAGCAUAUCUGGGACUUCCUGGAGCAGCCUAUAUGCUCAGUUCAGCCAAUUGAUUUGAACUUCAUUGAUGACCCGUCUGAAAAUGGCCCUACUAAUAAAAUAGAAAUCAGCAUGGAUUGUGUCCGGCUGCAGGAUACGGAGCUGAGUGACCCGAUGUGGCCGCAGUACACGAACCUGGGGCUCCUGAACAGCAUGGACCAGCAGAUUCAGAAUGGUUCCUCCUCCACCAGCCCCUACAACACGGAGCACACGCAGAACAGCGUCACGGCGCCCUCACCUUAUGCCCAGCCCAGCUCGACUUUUGAUGCCCUGUCGCCCUCCCCAGCCAUUCCUUCCAACACAGACUACCCAGGACCUCACAGCUUCGAUGUAUCAUUUCAACAGUCCAGCACAGCAAAGUCAGCAACGUGGACGUACUCCACUGAACUGAAAAAGCUGUACUGCCAGAUCGCCAAGACGUGUCCCAUUCAGAUCAAAGUGCUGACCCCACCGCCGCAGGGAGCCGUCAUCCGGGCUAUGCCAGUCUACAAGAAAGCUGAACACGUCACUGAAGUGGUCAAACGCUGCCCAAACCACGAGCUGAGCCGGGAGUUCAACGAGGGGCAGAUUGCGCCUCCCAGCCACCUGAUCAGGGUGGAAGGGAACAGCCAUGCCCAGUACGUAGAAGACCCCAUCACUGGGAGACAGAGCGUGCUGGUCCCAUAUGAGCCACCUCAGGUUGGUACAGAGUUCACAACAGUCUUGUACAACUUCAUGUGUAACAGUAGCUGCGUAGGAGGGAUGAACCGUCGCCCAAUCCUCAUCAUCGUCACGCUGGAAACUAGAGAUGGGCAAGUCUUGGGCCGUCGAUGUUUUGAAGCCCGCAUUUGCGCUUGCCCAGGCAGGGAUCGCAAAGCAGAUGAGGACAGCAUCCGCAAGCAGCAAGUCUCUGACAGCACAAAGAAUGGUGAUGGUACGAAGCGCCCUUUUCGACAAGGCACUCAUGGCAUACAGAUGACAUCUAUCAAAAAAAGACGUUCUCCAGAUGAUGAGCUCUUAUACUUACCGGUGAGGGGACGAGAAACAUAUGAAAUGCUACUAAAGAUCAAAGAGUCCCUGGAACUUAUGCAGUACCUUCCCCAGCACACGAUUGAGACUUACCGGCAGCAGCAGCAACAGCAGCACCAGCACUUGCUCCAGAAGCAGACCUCCAUGCAGUCACAGUCGUCCUAUGGCUCCAACUCACCGCCACUCAGCAAAAUGAACAGCAUGAACAAGCUGCCCUCAGUCAGCCAGCUAAUUAACCCCCAGCAGCGCAAUGCCCUGACCCCAACCACCAUCCCUGACGGCAUGGGAACCAACAUUCCCAUGAUGGGCACCCACAUGGCCAUGACCGGCGACAUGAAUGGCCUCAGCCCCACGCAGGCACUGCCGCCUCCCCUCUCCAUGCCUUCAACGUCCCACUGCACUCCCCCUCCUCCAUACCCCACAGACUGCAGCAUUGUCAGCUUCUUAGCGAGGUUGGGCUGCUCAUCCUGUGUGGAUUAUUUCACGACCCAGGGGCUGACCACCAUCUAUCAGAUUGAGCAUUACUCCAUGGAUGAUCUGGUGAGCCUCAAGAUCCCGGAGCAGUUCCGCCACGCCAUCUGGAAGGGCAUCCUGGACCACCGGCAGCUCCAUGACUUCUCCUCCCCUCCCCACCUCCUGCGUACCCCUAGCGGCGCCUCCACUGUCAGCGUGGGCUCCAGUGAAACCCGGGGAGAGCGGGUCAUCGACGCGGUCCGCUUCACGCUCCGGCAGACCAUUUCCUUCCCACCCCGCGACGAGUGGAACGACUUCAACUUCGACAUGGAUGCCCGGCGCAACAAACAGCAACGCAUCAAGGAGGAAGGGGAGUGAGCUCCGCAGACCCCGCCCCGCCUCAGCCACAAACUGCUCAGCCCUUCAUUUGUCUUCCCUUCUGCUUGGUACUGCACCCCUGGACGAAGGGCGGAGGGAGCCUCCUUGCUCGCUCACGCUAGUUAUGCCCUUGAUGCUGUCUAGGCCAUGCUCCUGGACCGCAACCUCCACCCCAGCUCUUGCAAGAGGAGGAGCUGAGCGAAGGGGGAAGGCGGGUGGCGUUUCCUUGAAAGCUGUUGGCCUUCUCGAGAAGGCGUUGUCCUUGUUUCGUGUUUUCCUUUGGGGAGAGGGCUUCUUUUCUUGACUUUUUGAAUCCUCACACGCCUUGCGGGUGUCCUGACCUGCAAACUCUCUCUGUCAUCCAGCAAUCCCACUUUGAAAAGCAGGAAGGUUAAAGCUUUUUUUUAAAAAAAGCUAAAAACAAAAAAGUAAAAAUCAACACCCAAAGCCACUAAAUCCCAAACCGGCAGUUCAUCUGAAAAACAAAUGGGAAUUGGUCUGCUGAAUGUUGCACUUAAACAGCCUCUUCCCCCAGAGCUGAGCACUCUGUUCAUGUAUACUAUUCUCCAGCGGAGAGAGCACAUGCACUUUGCUGGACAGGCCAGAGCUUAUGGCCACCUGCAAUCCUCCUUUUCCUUUUCCUUUGCAUUCUAUAGGGGAAAAACAAACCUGGUAUCUCUUCUCAUUUUGAAUGUACGCUCUAGUUGUAUAUCCUGGUUUGCUUCGGUCAGGAUAUAAAUACAGAUACAGCCGUCAGUAAUUCUGACUCUUGUCCCCCACCCAAUGUUAGCCACUCUGUACUACUACUGAAACUUAAGCUAGAGAAUUAGGCUUUGCCACAUAUGCUGCCUGGUUAGUUUAGCACAAGGAUUUGCCUGCUUGUCCUCUGACCAGAGGACCUACUGGGAGCUGCACACUGAUUUGUAGGGCUUCAGCUACCCAGAACCAAGGCAAUUCUUUAUUUAGACUGUUAGAUUGGUUAAUUAAAGUAGAGCUGUCUUUAGACAUGCCUGUAGUAGCCUGGAAUCUGUUAUUUUGUUGCUUCGGACUAUAGACUAAGUAAUGAGCAACUAGAAGUGCAGAGUAAAAAUUAUAUAUAAUAUGUAUUUUCCAGCAGCCUCGGAACAAGUACCAGUUCCAUGGUAGUAUAAGUGUUGCUACUGCAGAAGUCCUGUUUACAUGAAAAAAAAAAUUUUCUUCAUUGGUUGAACAGCAGCUGUGCUCUGAGGCAUUUCCUCUGACUGCCAGUGAUACUCUGGACAAGUAACUGAACACUUUGAUGUUUAUAUUGGCCAAGGUAGUGAGACUGAUGUAUGGAGAAGCUAAAGCAAGGGGCUCGGCUCAGGACAGCUGCUUUCAGGUUGGCUUUUGCUGUUAACAGUAAGCCUGACUUUGUUUUUUACUGGAGAAAGAUGAAAGAAGCAGCUUUUAAAGGACUUGUCAUCCUACCUUGCUACAACCAAAUCUUGUUUCAAUGCAGUGGCUGUUUUCUGGGCCCUGCUGUGUGCCUCUUAUUUCACGUAAUCAACAUUGUUAGCAUCCUCCUCCAUCUGUCCAUUGUGCCAGGUUGCAUUCAAAGACUGCCUUUUGGUAACUGUGCAAGCCUAUUUUGGAUAGCUCUGAGCGGUAAUAUAAGAUGGUUACCUUGUAAAGUGUGUAUAUAUAUUUUUUGUAUGUGUAAUUUGUUUCCUACAGCAUAACAUGCCAAUUUUUAUUUCUUCUUGGGCUACUGGGUCUGACAGAACCACAAUAAAAUGUUUUUUGUUUUUCUGUUUUUUAAUUAUUAUUUUUAUGCAGAAUGCUUACAGUAUACAGUGUAACAAAUGGCGUCGUCACUGGACAAAUAUAUUUGUAUUUUUUCAUACUGAGAUUCCUGUGUUACUUUGCAGUUGAGGGGAGGGGGCAGGUACUGAAAACCUGUUUUAUCAUUUUGUUUUGUAACACUUCAAAGAGCAGCGUCCUAGAUUUCAAAGUAUUUAACAUGCUCAGUGUGAAAACUUACUAUGUCUUUUUUUUAUUCUAGUAUGCUACAAAAGAAGCGAGUCAGCCUGCUCUUGACUCAAUGCAAGAAUUCAUUCAGCAGGGCAGUGUUAGUGUGGGGAAAGCGUUAGUGCGGGUACUCUGCAAGGUCCUGGGGGUGAGCUGGGUUAUGCCUUUCUCACCUCCAUGGUUUUGCAUCUCCAUUGUAUAAUCCUUCUGAGCUGCUUCAGUACUGUACAAAUAUUGAUGCCUUCAUUACCUUCCUUCAUUACCUUCAUUCUAGGAACUAGGAAGCUUCUGACUACCAAGGUUAAUGCAGUUAAUGCUGUGCCCAGAGGCUGGGCACAAGAACAUUAGUUUCUGCUUUUCAACUCAGCAGUAAGAUGGAGCUUUUCUGCUACAUCACUAGUGACUAAAAUAUAUGCUGUGAAAACCUUCUUUCCACUGUAUACCACUACGGAGUGCACUUAUGUGUAACUGGGAUCUUCACGUGAGUUUGAACAGCUGUAGCUUUUACCCUCCCCUGUAGAGCUGUGAUUAUUUUUGUUGUUGUUUUUUUUGAUACAUCAAAGCCCAUGGGAUCUACCAAUGCUUGUAGCAAUGACAGUGUUGCCUGCACCAGGACUUGUGUGUGUUUUGGAACACCUUGUUGUUGAAGUCAAUGAAAAUAAAAGCCGGACUGAAAAUGA